Molecule: messenger RNA, 1281 nt
Organism: Suillus fuscotomentosus
Lineage: Eukaryota; Fungi; Basidiomycota; Agaricomycetes; Boletales; Suillaceae
Exons: 2
Coding region: 1-1281 (426 amino acids)
Biological process (GO): DNA integration; DNA recombination
Molecular function (GO): DNA binding
Source: RefSeq, a predicted model, not a curated record
AUGAACAUUGCGGACGCCUUGUCUCGUGGCGACAUCACUUCAUUUCUGACUGGCUUUCCCAAUGCAGUGGCAUCAAUGCCGAUUCCCUUGCCUCUGCAUUUAGCAGACAAGAUUGUUCAAUCAUUCCACAGGCACGAGCCUCCCCCACCCUCAGCACCUUACAUCGAGUCUUCUCACCUCUGCCCGCAUUGCAAGGCAGCAGAAAGGCUAUUCACAUGGCGAGGGCCAAACUCACCUCCUCCGGCAACUAUAGAGCACCCGGUCAUCUGCCAUUUGGCCAGUAUUGCUACCUGUGCGUCACUCCGAGAUGCAGCAAGCUAUGGUGCUGGAUUGCGCAAGUUCCACAGAUUUUGUGACAUCUUCUCAGUUCCUGAGUCCAACCGCCUUCCAGCAUCUUUUGAGUUACUCCACUCCUUUGCCUUAUGGGUGGUUGCUGACCCAAAUUCUGGUGACCCACUGUUGUCCACCGAAGGCAGCAUCCCUUUCGGACCGGUCUCAGUGGGAGUCGCACGAAAAUACUUAUCGGCAGUACGCGCAUGGCACAUCGCACAAGGAUGGCCCCCACCACUAUCUGAUUCCAACCACGACCGAAUUAACUGGUCACUUCGAGGCCUUGAAAACCUACAUGGUGGUCGCAGAAGGCCUAUUCGCCCCCCCAUCACACUAUCCAUGCUUACAGCUCUCAAAGCCACCCUAGUCUUGUCAGAUCCCUUUGACACGUGCAUUUGGGCCAUGGCUGCCUGUGCCUUUUUCAGGAUGAUGCGCUUCGGCGAAGUUUCAGUCGCAUCCCGCGCAGCCUUCUCCCCUUCCAAACACCUCAAUCGCGCAGACACAUUCUUUGAUCGUGACCUGCGAUGCAAGCCCUAUGCACGUCUAGACCUUCCAUCAGCCAAAACCGCACGUCCUGGGGAAAGGCAGUCAGUUUUCCUCAAUGAACAGGGUGAUUUGUGCCCUCUCACAGCCCUCCAUAACCUGGCAAGUGUUGUUCCCGCACUUGCCAGUGACCCAUUAUUUUCAUGGCAUGACAGCAAAGGCGAUGUCCACCCAAUGGCCAAAGUACGGGCAAUAGAGCGGAUCAACUCAAUACUGGUGGCCUGGGGAUGGGGCACUACCUUCGGACACUCCUUUCGCAUUGGCGGUGCUUCGUUUUACCUUGCAAAAAAGGUUGAUCCAGAAAUCGUGCGGAUCACCGGCCGCUGGAAGUCCUUAGCUUAUGAAACAUAUAUCUGGGCGUUUGAACAAAUUUCCUCGCAACAUUUGGCCAACGCUGCAUUGCUCUAG